Molecule: messenger RNA, 2031 nt
Organism: Ruditapes philippinarum (Manila clam)
Lineage: Eukaryota; Metazoa; Mollusca; Bivalvia; Venerida; Veneridae
Exons: 9
Coding region: 203-1462 (419 amino acids)
Molecular function (GO): DNA binding
Source: RefSeq, a predicted model, not a curated record
CGUUGAGCUUUUUUUUAUUUUAUUUUUUAUGUAAGAUGCUGACGUGAUUGUCAGGAACCAAUCAGGAACUCUUAGACUGUUUCCAGAAACUCGCGAGACCCGAGAUUAUCGCUAAUUAAUCACAGAUAUAUUUGAAAAGGAAGCGCGAAGAGGCAACAACGUUAUUUGAAAGUUUAUAAGUUUUUGUUAUUGUUUGAUCAUCAUGUACGCUCUUAUAGUUUGGGUUAAUGAUGAUCCCAUCCAGGGAAGUGUUGUUAAAAUGACUUCAAUCGUAGAGCCAAGACUACCAUUAGAUCAAUACAAGGAAGGUCAGGAGGUGAAGGCACGAUGUCAAGGCUAUGGCAUUUUUACUGGUGUGAUAGGGAAGAUUGCAGAUCAUUUGGGAAGAAAAGACUUGAUGGGAAUUUUGGCUGAUGACAGAUUUUCAUCACUUGUGGAUAAAAUCUUAAAGGAGAGAGAAGUUUCUACUCCCGUCGGCAAUGAAGAGAAAAACCAAACUCCUGAAAGUGGUAUGCCCCCUGCUAAUAAAGAGACUGGGAAGAAGAAGAAAAAUAAGGAAGAUAAAAAUGCUGCAAAAAAAGAUAGGGUUGAGCUUGAACGUGCAGCAAAUGAAUUGGAGCUGACUGAGCUCCAAGCAUCAUUGUGUACACAAAGACAACCGGCCAAAGACAUGACAGAGCUCCAAGAACCAUCACAGAGGCAACCAGAAAAAGGCAUGGGUACCUAUGAUGAUGACCAAAAAACCCCAACCAAUUUGGAGGACAGAAUAUCAUUGCCGAGCUUAUCAUCAACAUUAAGACAGUCCUUAGAUGUUAUGCAUGGUACUGGGUCCCCUGAGAAAGCUCCUGCUAAUCAAGAACAGCCUGCCAAAACUCAGCCAAUCAGUGUUCCUGCAGUGAACGGCUAUGUAGAACAGCAAAUUAAUGCGUUGAGGCAGGAGCUAUACCAGGCAAAUGCUAGGAUUGCCCAUCUAGAGACUAGCUAUACAUGGCUUUGGAACUAUGUGCAACAGAUGCAGUGUAAUGUUCCUGUUCCAUCCGAAACCGCUGGCCAUAAACAAAAUUUAGAAAAAGAACAGUUGUCUGCCAGUUGCAGCAGCAAUCCUGAUUUUCAAAUAUCUACACAAGAUAAUCAUUCAGACAUAAAUACCUCUGUUGAAAAAAUGAUUGGCGGUUAUACCAUGGACCAACUGCAGAGCAAGGUUAUUGGCAUUACCAGCUACAGUAAGAUGGCCAUCGUUUUAUUCCGCUUUUUGUAUAAAGAGGAAGAAUAUGCCGGAAAGUCGUUGACAGGGAAAGCGUCAAAAAGCGGCGAAAAAAGGCCCCCUGUUGACCAAGAAAAGUUGACAGGAAUUUACGAUAUCAUCCAAAGGAAUUUUCCACAUGUCACACCAGUGAUGGUCAGGGAAAAGCUGCGUGACAUUGUCAAGCCAUCUCGUGCCAACAAAACAGCGAAAAAAUAAAUCUGUGUUCAAAAUAAACUUUGGCCGUUUUAACAAUUCAGAACAAUAUCAAUGAGAACAUUUGAGAACUUGUUUGUCUUCAUAUAUGGUGUAAAUAAAUCUUUAAUGUGUCAUAAUUUUACAGCCUUGUUAAUUCAAAAUCAUUGUUACACUAGUGCAACUCCCAAGUAAAAAAGAUUGUGUGCAACCUUUUUUUUACAGACUUUUUAAACAGGUAUCUACGCAAGAGGGAUAUCAUGGACAUUGACCAUGGAUGUCAUAAAAGAUUCCUCAAAAUUGGUAUUACAUGGAUAGAAUGGACAUUGUCCAUGGAAAGAAUGGACAUUGUCCAUGACAAGAAUGGACAAUGUCCAUGGUAAAAAUGGACAUUGUCCAUGGUAAGAAUGGACAUUGUCCAUGGACAUCAUGGACAUUGUCCAUGGGUAUCAUGGACAAUGGACAUGGACAGCAUGGACAUGGAUAGCAUGGACACUGUCCAGGGAUUUAAAGAAUUGUCCAUGGACAAGUGUUUCAAUACUCCAUGGACACUGUCCAUGCUUAUAUCCAUGGAAAUCCAUGGACAUUCUGUA